Molecule: messenger RNA, 3161 nt
Organism: Cajanus cajan (pigeon pea)
Lineage: Eukaryota; Viridiplantae; Streptophyta; Magnoliopsida; Fabales; Fabaceae
Product: Acyl-CoA N-acyltransferase with RING/FYVE/PHD-type zinc finger domain-containing protein
Biological process (GO): positive regulation of transcription by RNA polymerase II
Cellular component (GO): nucleus
Molecular function (GO): chromatin binding; histone binding; RNA polymerase II transcription regulatory region sequence-specific DNA binding
Source: RefSeq, a predicted model, not a curated record
GGGGUAGUUUCUUUUUACGAAACUCAUCGCCCUCUGCUCUCUCUGCUUUCCAUAAAGUUGAAAUCUCAACCGCGAACCAACCCUUUCGCUUCAGUUCGUUGCCGCUUUCUCAACUUUCGCUCUCUAUCCUCCGUCCAACCAAACCCUAACACUGCUGAAUCUCACUUCCCUCUUUCGAAUCUCGUCAAGUGCACAACUCAGUGCUCUUUACCAAUCUCAGAUCUGUUACUUGAAAACUCGAUUCAUAGCGCUUCCAGCGUGUGUUUCGAUUUUCUUUUAUUUUUAGGGAUCCAAGGUUCAUUGGAUUUGAUUUUUGGAUUUUUUUUAUUGGUGUUGUGGUUUGAGGCGUUGAUUUGAAACGAAUCUCGAGUGGAAAUUCAAGUCCGGUUCGGUUUCUUCGUGAAUGCUGUGCGGUAGUGUUGUUUUUCUGGCUGUUACCACGUUUGAAUUUUCACGGGCUCUGUUCUUUGAUUUUGAUGGGAGAAGAAGCGAUUUGUGUGCAUGCAUUAGAAGAAGGAAGGAAGGAAAACAAUGAGGAAUCAAGGACCGAACUGAAGCGUGACUACAACCAAUGCAUUGUUGACACUGAACCUCACCUGUCUCCUAAUAAGAAACAAGCAAAAGAAGUUUCAAUUGAUGAAGUGCGCUCCGAGGUUUCCAACCCGAACGUUUCUGCAGCAGAGCAUGCGCUAACUUUCCAAGAUAUCAGUAGCCAACCAACUGAAUCGGCCAAUGUUAGUCAACCGACUGAAUCCGCCAAUGUUAGCCACGCAGAGUGUGGGGAACUAACGUCUACUUGUUUGGAGAAUUCAAGUUCUGUUGAGACCUUGAGUGAUGAAGCCGGUGAUCAGAAUAAUAACAAUACUUCUCAGAGUGAUAAGGACACGAGUAGUGCUGCAAUGACAUCCUGUGUCGUGAUGGAAAUUCCCAAGCAUGCUAGUUCAUCUGGGAUCAGGAAGAUUACUUUUAAGUUCAGUAAAAAGAAGGAGGACUAUGGUUACCAGCCACCUGCUCCUGUGCAUCGUCCUGCUCUUUAUACUGAUGGCAAUCCCAUUGGCUUUCAUGGGUAUGAUGAAGAAUAUUCGGCAAGGGAUGAUUGUAGUGGUGGGAUGCUAGAAAGCCCGUGUGGAAUGGGAUAUUCUCGGGAUGGAGAUUUAGAUUUGUACACUCGCAAUAUGGAAUUGAAAAUGUCCAAGAAAGUAGUUCCCAGCUGCUACCCUACAAAUGUUAAAAAACUGUUAUCAACCGGCAUCCUUGACGGAGCUAUAGUGAAGUAUAUUUACAAUCCUGGAAAGGUUGAGCUGCAGGGGGUUAUUGAGGGUGGUGGAUAUUUGUGUGGCUGUUCAAUGUGCAAUUACUCUAGAGUUCUUAGUGCCUACGAGUUCGAGCAGCAUGCUGGAGCCAAGACUAGACAUCCAAAUAAUCAUAUAUUCUUAGAAAAUGGAAGACCAAUAUAUAGUAUUAUACAGGAAAUAAAAACUGCUCCACUCAGUAUACUAGAUGAGGUUAUAAAGAAUGUGGCUGGUUCAUCUGUCAAUGAGGAGUCCUUCCAGGUUUGGAAAGAAAGUCUUCUACAAAGCAACGGCAGGGUUCAAGCUUAUAAAAAUUAUGGCACCAAGCUUGUUGGCAUGCCUCAUACAAAGAUAAGUCAAUCUGUAGAUGGUACAAGUCACUUGUCAUCUUUGCAUGUACCAAGUCAUUAUGAGCAGCAAAUGUAUAUGAAUCAGACCACUGACGAGUGGAAACGUGUGGUGAAAAAGUCAAGCUCCUACACUUCUAACUCAGGUGUACUGCUGAAGAAAAGUGCUGAUGGUUGCACCAAGAGAAGGGACAACGAUUUACACAGGUUACUUUUUAUGCCAAAUGGACUACCAGAUGGUGCUGAAUUGGCUUACUAUGUCAAAGGACAGAAAUUACUUGGAGGUUACAAACAGGGGAACGGAAUAGUCUGUGCUUGUUGUGAUAUGGAGAUAAGCCCUUCACAGUUUGAAGCUCAUGCUGGAAUGGCUGCUAGGCGUCAACCUUACCGACACAUAUAUACUUCCAAUGGAUUAACACUUCAUGAUAUAGCUCUCUCAUUGGCAAAUGGUCAAAACCUUACCACUGGAGACAGCGAUGAUAUGUGUGCAGUAUGUGGAGAUGGAGGAGAUUUGAUUCUUUGCAAUGGAUGCCCUAGGGCUUUUCAUGCAGCCUGCUUGGGUUUACAGUGUGUUCCAGACAGUGGUUGGCAAUGUCUAAAUUGUAGAGAUAAUGCUGGUAAUGGAAGAGAAUCUUCUAUUGUGAGGCCAAUCAUGAUACGGUUGACACGGGUUGAUAAAACACCAGAAUUUGAGAUGGGUGGAUGUGUUGUUUGCAGGGAACAUGAUUUCAGUGUUGCUAAAUUUGAUGAGCGAACUGUAAUAAUUUGUGACCAGUGUGAGAAGGAGUAUCAUGUUGGCUGCUUGCGGGACAUUGGGCUAUGUGAGUUGGAAGAGCUGCCCAAGGAUAAGUGGUUUUGUUGUGAUGACUGCAAUCGAAUAUAUGUAGCUCUGCAGAAUUCAGUUUCUGCUGGAGCAGACAUUAUUCCAGCUUCGUUGUCAGAAAGGUUAAUCAGGAAACAUGCCGAGAAGGGAUUAUGUACCUAUGGGGUCAUGAAUGAUAUCCAGUGGAGAAUUUUAAGUGGAAAAAGUCGUUAUCCAGAACAUUUACCGCUGCUUUCUCGAGCUGCUGCAAUUUUCCGAGAGUGUUUUGAUCCCAUUGUUGCAAUAUCUGGUCGUGAUCUGAUUCCUGUUAUGGUCUAUGGGAGAAAUAUUUCAGGUCAAGAGUUUGGGGGGAUGUAUUGCAUUGUUUUAAUUGUGAAUUCUGUUGUAGUAUCUGCUGGGCUCCUUAGGAUUUUUGGACGUAAUGUUGCUGAACUACCUCUGGUCGCAACAAGCAGAGCACAUCAAGGAAAAGGUUAUUUUCAAGUGUUGUUCUCUUGCAUAGAGCGGUUGCUGUAUUCUCUAAAUGUAGAAAAGCUGGUGCUUCCAGCAGCAGGGGAUGCUGAGUCAAUUUGGACUAAGAAAUUGGGCUUCCGAAAGAUGAGCGAAGAUCAGCUAUCCAAAUACCUCAGAGAGGUGCAGCUAACCCUCUUCAAUAAAACUUCAAUGCUGGAGAAGACGGUGCAGCAGGCUAUAGAAUGA